GCCCCCCCCGGCGGCGCUGCCUGUGACCUCAGCCGGGCGUCACAGAGGGGGGGGGGGAGCGGGAGGCCGGGCGGGGAGCUUCGCCGCUGGGCAUCCCGCAGGGAGAGUGGCUGCCCUCGCCGCCUGCCCGCUGCCCUGCGGGGCUCGCCCGGCCCCCGCCAGCAUGCAGGUGGGGCUGGUCAACUGGACGGGGGGCUACCUGACUGGCGAGUGUUAUGGCGACGGCGUCACGGUCCUGGGCAGCGCUCUCGGGAAGAAGCAGACCUGGGAGCUGAAGGUCACCACGAAGGGAGGGAAACCAACCCUGGUGGCACUGAUUGGACAUCAAGGGCAGCGCCUCCUGGUGGAUGCUGACGGCACCGUCCGGUGUGGGCAGCCGGCGUCGGACAAGCAGAGCCAGUUCCUGCUGGAGGUGCAUCCGAGCGGAGCGUGGACUCUGCAGCAGUUGGAGAGCAAGAAGUACUUGGAGUCGGAUGGCGAGGAUGUCUUCUGCAUCACCCAGGGCCUGACCUCCUACCACAUGUGGAUGCCCCAGCUGGCCAUGCAUGUCCACGUGGUCCUGUUCAACCCCAGCAGCCAGCUCUAUGCGCGAGCAGAUCCAGAGCUGAGCCGGGUCUGGGUAGACACCCCCGUGCCUUUUUGGGAGGACUGCAGCUUUAUCCUGCGGUUCAGGAACGGCGCCUGCCAUUUGGAGACCUUCAACCACAAGUUCCUCUCCAGGUCAGAGAAACUCGUGAAGAAGCCCUCAGCAGAGACGGCCUUCCACAUGAACCUGAGGCCCGGCUGCUUGGCCUUCUUUACAGACCGGGAUGGGCGCAUCCUGUACCCACAGGGAAGCCGUGGGCUCCUCUGCCUUGGAGACAGCCCUGCAGACAAGGAGGAAUGGUUUGUUAUCAAGAGGUGCCCGCAGUGGGUCAGUCUGAAAACGAGAGCCAAGAAAUACAUGACCAUCAUCUGCGACUCUGAAGUGUAUGUAGGGUCCAGGAAAGUGACCCCGAUGUCCACCUUCCAAUACGAAGUUGACCCUGAUAACAAAACGGUCCGCUUAAGAUAUGCAAACUUCAAGUACUUGGCUCAGAGGCAGUUCCAGAGCGUGGUGGCCGACGGCUGCUGCACCGAGCCAGAGACCGGCUUCCGGGUCCUGUGGCGCCAUGGGAAGGUCUUCCUGAGGGCGUGCAAUGGCCGCUACCUGGGCACCCUGCCUGUGGGGCUGGUGGUGGCCAGAGCUGUGGACCCAGGGCCCGGCGAGGAGUUUGGGCUGCGCCUGGCCAACCGCUCCUUCCUUCUGCUGCGCGGCUGCUAUGGCUACGUGGGGACCGGCCCGGCCAGCAGCAGCAGCAGCCGCGGCGAGGUCCUGCAGUGCAACCUCCUGGAGCCGGACUGCAUUGAGCUGCUUCCCUGCAGGCACGGCGUCUACCACCUUCAAACCCGAGGGAGGAGCUUUUGGUCUCUGACCCCAGAAAGGACCUUCAAGACUUGUGGGAAGUUUGCCUUGAAUUUCUGCCUGGAGAUCCGGGGGAACAAUCUGCUGGCCAUCCUGGCCCCGAAUGGCUACUAUUUGCGCGGGGACCGGGAGGGUGCCCUUGUGGCGGACGGCGAGGAGCUCCUUGAGGAAUGCCUCUGGGAGUUCUGAGCAGGCCAGGAAGGUGUUUGUGCCCAAGGUGUCUGCAGGCCCCCAGGAGCCCCAGGUGGGACCGGCCGGUCGCCAGUGGGCAGAUUGUGACGUGUCAGCUGGAGGCCUCCGUGCAGCAGAGGAGGGGGUCUCUUCCCCGCGGGCCUGUCCUCCAGCUGUGCCUGCUCCUGGCCACACAGGGGCCCCUGACUUCCUCCCUCCCCUCCUUCGUAUCCUCCCAGAGCUUGGCUCUCUGGACCUUUCUGCCAAUGAAGUGCUAUGAUAUGCCC
Messenger RNA from Hemicordylus capensis (graceful crag lizard), 1902 nucleotides. RefSeq names its product fascin actin-bundling protein 3 (gene FSCN3). Gene Ontology annotation, cellular component: filopodium; actin cytoskeleton; ruffle. The record is from RefSeq and is a predicted model, not a curated record. Gene Ontology annotation, biological process: establishment or maintenance of cell polarity; actin filament bundle assembly; cell migration. Gene Ontology annotation, molecular function: protein-macromolecule adaptor activity; actin filament binding. Bases 164 to 1633 code for a protein of 489 amino acids. Lineage: Eukaryota; Metazoa; Chordata; Lepidosauria; Squamata; Cordylidae. The transcript has 7 exons.